This is a messenger RNA of Mercurialis annua (annual mercury), 1168 nucleotides long. RefSeq lists its product as uncharacterized. The record is from RefSeq and is a predicted model, not a curated record. NCBI's taxonomy places the organism in Eukaryota, Viridiplantae, Streptophyta, Magnoliopsida, Malpighiales, Euphorbiaceae. The transcript has 5 exons. Bases 73 to 978 code for a protein of 301 amino acids.
AAAUAAAAACGUUAAAUUAUCUAAAACACUUUACUCUUCUCUUCUCCCAAAUUUGAAAGAAAAAGAAAAGAAAUGGAAAGAAACACACCGGUCAGAAAGUCACACACUUCCACCUCCGAUCUGCUGACGUGGAGGGAGGGUUCUACUCCCUCUCACGCUCCGGCCACCGCCUCCGCCGCCCACCGCUCUCAUCAGCCGUCGGAUAGGAUGGGUCAGGUGCUCUCCGGUGGUCAGCUCACAGAGGAAGAAACUGAUCUCUUGAAAAAGAAACCUUGCUCUGGGUAUAAAUUAAAGGAGAUGAAUGGCAGUGGUAUAUUUGCUGCUAAUAAUGGAGAUGAUGCAUCUCAACCUGGUUCCGCUAAGAAAACUAGUGUACGCAUCUGUCAGCAAGCAAUGAAUGGAAUUAGCCAAAUAUCAUUUAAUACUGAGGAGAGCGUAUCUCCUAAGAAGCCAACUUCUAUCCCUGAAGUAGCAAAGCAGCGAGAGUUAAGUGGGACUCUUCAAAGUGAUCCAGAUUUGAACAGUAAGAAGCAGAUAUCAAAUGCAAAAUACAAGGAGAUCAGCGGACAUGACAUCUUUGCUCCUUCCCCUGAAAUUACACCUCGAUCAUUAGCUGCUGCUGCACGCACCUUGGAAUCAAAAGAAAGCAAAGAUAUCGAGAAGCCUGCCACUAGAAAUAUCCGCACUUCUGUCAAAGUUUCCAAUCCUGCUGGAGGUCAGAGCAACAUCCUGUUUGGUGAAGAACCAGAGACUAAAGUAACAAAGAAAUUACACAACCAAAAAUUUCAUGAGCUGACAGGCAAUGACAUUUUCAAAGGAGAUGUUCCUCCUGGAUCUGCGGAAAAAUCACUAAGCAGCGCUAAACUGAAAGAGAUUAGUGGCAGUAACAUUUUUGCAGAUGGAAAGUCAGAGUCGAGGGACUAUUUUGGUGGUGUCCGCAGGCCUCCUGGUGGUGAGAGCAGCAUUUCACUGGUGUAACUAGGGGAAAUCUAACUCGAAAUAUUCCAUGAUUUAAGUAGCAUUGAUCGAUCGUUAUGUAAUUCCGGUGAGAAUGAUUAUGUUUUUUACUUGCAAAUUUCCGCUUCGGCAUGUGAUGGCUGUGAAUUUUGUAAGCUACUUUAGUUUUAUGCUGGAUAGCUAAUUGAGAUAUUUAUAUCCUCUUCGGUCA